Messenger RNA from Lontra canadensis (Northern American river otter), 1019 nucleotides. It is a transcript of the gene PYCR3, whose product is annotated as pyrroline-5-carboxylate reductase 3. Gene Ontology annotation, biological process: L-proline biosynthetic process. The record is from RefSeq and is a predicted model, not a curated record. Gene Ontology annotation, molecular function: pyrroline-5-carboxylate reductase activity. The transcript has 7 exons. Bases 2 to 838 code for a protein of 278 amino acids. Lineage: Eukaryota; Metazoa; Chordata; Mammalia; Carnivora; Mustelidae.
CAUGGCGGCGGCGGUGGCGGAGCCGGGGACUGGCCCGCUUCGCGUGGGCUUUGUAGGCGCGGGACGUAUGGCGGAGGCCAUCGCGCAGGGCUUCAUCCGAGCAGGGAAAGUGGAAGCUCGGCACGUACUAGCCAGCGCGCCAACUGACAGGAACCUCUGCCACUUCCAGGCUCUGGGCUGCCAGACCACCCACUCCAACCGGGAGGUUCUGCAGAACUGCUUACUGGUCUUCUUUGCUACCAAGCCCCACGUCCUGCCCACUGUCCUGGCAGAGGUGGCCCCUCUGGUAACGUCUGAGCACAUCUUGGUGUCUGUGGCUGCUGGGGUCUCUCUGAGCACCUUGGAAGAGCUGCUGCCCCCAACGGCACGGGUGUUGCGGGUCUCACCCAACCUGCCCUGCAUGGUUCAGGAAGGGGCCAUGGUGAUGGCCCGGGGCCGCCAUGCCGGAAGCAGUGAGGCCAAGCUCCUGCAGGCCCUGCUGGAGGCCUGCGGGCAGUGCGAGGAGGUGCCUGAGGCCCACGUGGACAUCCACACUGGCCUCAGUGGCAGCGGUGUCGCCUAUGUGUGUGCCUUCUCAGAGGCCCUGGCCGAGGGUGCCAUCAAGAUGGGCAUGCCGGGCGGCCUGGCCCACCGCCUCGCCGCUCAGACCCUGCUGGGGACAGCCAAGAUGCUGCAGCAGAACGGGCAGCACCCAGCUCAGCUGCGGACAGACGUGUGCACGCCAGGCGGCACCACCAUCUACGGGCUCCACGCCCUGGAGCGGGGUGGGCUGCGGGCUGCCGCCAUGAGCGCCGUGGAGGCCGCCACCUGUCGGGCCAGGGAGCUCAGCGGGAAGUAAGGAACAGAUUAUGAGGUGUUCUAGAUCUAAGCAUUGCGUCAGAAAUUACAAAAUUAAGACUUCAGAACUACCUGCUUGGCUGAGGGUAUAGAGCACGGAACUCGAUCCUCAGGAUCACGCGCUCAGAGUCAUUUGACGGAGAGAUUGUUUAAAUAAGUAAAACAGGGUGCCUGGGUGGCUC